This is a messenger RNA of Kazachstania africana CBS 2517, 1458 nucleotides long. It is a transcript of the gene MET2, whose product is annotated as homoserine O-acetyltransferase. The record is from RefSeq and is a predicted model, not a curated record. Bases 1 to 1458 code for a protein of 485 amino acids. NCBI's taxonomy places the organism in Eukaryota, Fungi, Ascomycota, Saccharomycetes, Saccharomycetales, Saccharomycetaceae. The transcript has a single exon. Gene Ontology annotation, biological process: L-homoserine metabolic process. Gene Ontology annotation, molecular function: homoserine O-acetyltransferase activity.
AUGUCACGUACUUUAAAGUGUGAAUCUCUUAAAGAGUUAGACGUCAAUGAAUUAGCAAGAGAAAAUCCAUUCAUUAAGUUAGUCAAUAACCAAAGAAUAGUUGAGGUACCGGAAUUGAUCUUAGAAUCUGGUUUAAAGAUUAGAAACUUCCCCAUUGCAUAUAAGACCUGGGGUCAACUAAAUGCCACUGGUGAUAAUGUACUAGUUAUUUGUCAUGCUUUGACUGGAUCUUCAGAUGUGUCUGAUUGGUGGGGACCACUUUUAGGUAAUGACCUGGCAUUCGACCCAUCAAGAUUUUUUAUAAUUUGCUUGAAUUCUAUGGGGUCGCCAUAUGGUUCUUUUUCACCUCUAUCCUACGAUGAAGAGACUAACGAACCGUAUGGUCCAGAAUUUCCAUUAUGCACUGUACGUGACGACGUUAGAGCUCAUAGGUUAGUUCUAGAUUCGCUAGGAGUAAAAGCGAUUGCUUGUGUCAUUGGUGGCUCUAUGGGCGGUAUGCUAGCAUUAGAAUGGUCCACCAUUUAUGGUGAAGACUAUGUUAAAAACCUUGUUGCACUAGCGACUUCGGCAAGGCACUCUGCAUGGUGUAUUUCAUGGUCUGAAGCGCAAAGACAAUCUAUUUAUUCAGACCCUAAAUACUUGGAUGGUUACUACCCAUUAGAUGAUCCUCCUUUGUCGGGACUGUCCGCUGCAAGAAUGUCUGCCCUAUUAACUUAUAGAUCAAGAAACAGUUUUGAGAAGAAAUUUGCUAGAAAGACUCCAUCCCCAUGGCAGAAAGAAAAAUCUAGACAAGUAAAAAGAGCUGCGCAUUCCAUAAGUGAAAAAUCCUUACAGAUUCACAAUGAUGGUCAUAUAUCUUCGGAAUCAAAACGUCCCGGUAGUAUAAGUACGACUUCCUCAUUGAAUGAUUCAAACGAUGAGUCAAUAACGUCAUAUGGUUCUACAACUUCUUUGAGCUCCGUAACGGGGGAACUCAAAGAAGUGAAACCUGCACAGACGUACUUUUCUGCACAAUCAUACUUACGUUAUCAAGGAACAAAAUUCAUCCAUCGUUUUGAUGCCAACUCAUACAUUGCCAUAACGAGAAAGCUGGAUACGCAUGAUCUAGCACGUGAUAGAAUGGAAUACGAUGAAGACAUCGAAAAAGUUUUAAAUAGCAUCAAACAACCAACAUUAGUCAUAGGUAUCAGCUCUGAUGGCCUUUUCACCUUUUCAGAACAAGAAUUCUUAGCAGAUCACAUACCUAACUCCAGAUUAGAGAAGAUCCAGUCCCCAGAGGGCCAUGAUGCAUUCUUACUUGAGUUCAAACUGAUCAAUGAGCUGAUCAAGAAUUUCUUGAAGGAGAACUGUAAAACUAUAACGGAAUCGAGCCCAGUUAAAUGGGACUGCAGUGAUUUAAAUAACGAAGAAAUUAAAAAUUCUGUGUUCGGUGAAGCUGAAGAAGUCACCAACUGGUAG